This is a messenger RNA of Fukomys damarensis (Damara mole-rat), 939 nucleotides long. RefSeq names its product olfactory receptor 7D2. The coding region runs from base 1 to 939 and encodes 312 amino acids. Gene Ontology annotation, biological process: G protein-coupled receptor signaling pathway. The transcript has a single exon. Gene Ontology annotation, molecular function: olfactory receptor activity; G protein-coupled receptor activity. The record is from RefSeq and is a predicted model, not a curated record. Lineage: Eukaryota; Metazoa; Chordata; Mammalia; Rodentia; Bathyergidae. Gene Ontology annotation, cellular component: membrane.
AUGAAAGCAGGAAACCGAACAAGAGUCUUGGAGUUCAUCCUCCAUGGACUUUCAGAGGAUCCAGAGCUGCAGCUCAUCCUCUUUGGGCUGUUCCUGGCCAUGUACAUAGUCACAGUGCUCGGGAACUUGGUCAUCAUCCUGGCUGUCAGCUCUGACUCCCACCUCCAAACCCCCAUGUACUUCUUCCUCUCCAACCUGUCCUUUGUUGACAUCUGUCUCAGCUCCACCAUAGUCCCACAGAUGCUGGUGAACAUCUACACAGGGAACAAAGCCAUCUCCUACUCGGACUGCCUCAAGCAGGUAUAUUUUUCCAUGAUUUUCCCUAUCCUGGAAACUCUGCUCCUCACUGUGAUGGCCUAUGACCGCUUUGUGGCUAUAUGUCACCCACUGCACUACAUGGUCCUCAUGAAUCCCCGCCUAUGUGCCCUGCUGGUUAUCAUUACCUGGUUCAUCAGCAUCAUGAUAUCUCUCCUCCAUAUUUCUCUGAUGAUGCAUCUAACUUUCUGUAAAGAUCUUGGAAUUCCACAUUUCUUCUGUGAGCUGACCCAUGUUCUCAAGUUGGCCUGCUCUGACACUUUCCUGAAUAGCACACUAAUCUACAUUAUGACUGGUGUGCUGGGUGUUUUCCCCCUCAUUGGGAUCCUUUUCUCCUACUCACAAAUUGUCUCAGCCUUAAGGAAGAUGUCUUCCUCUAGGGGAAAGCAAAAGGCAUUUUCCACCUGUGGGUCUCACCUGUCAGUUGUAUCUUUAUUUUAUGGUACUGGUGUUGGGGUCAACUUCACUUCUACAGUCACCCAGUCCUCCCAGCCAGUCUCAGUGGCCUCUGUGAUGUACAGCGUGGUGACCCCCAUGCUGAACCCCUUCAUUUACAGCCUGAGGAAUAAAGAUGUGAAGGGAGCCCUGGGCAGACUCCUCAGCAGAGCAGCCUCUUGUCUGUGA